Messenger RNA from Cuscuta epithymum, 989 nucleotides. Lineage: Eukaryota; Viridiplantae; Streptophyta; Magnoliopsida; Solanales; Convolvulaceae. The record is from the annotation of a GenBank genome assembly.
UUCUUUCAGAAAUAUUGUACAAUACAUUACACUUUCUUGAUUUUUACCGUGUAUCUUCUAUAAGUAAAAGGGGGGGAAAUAUUGUGGUAUGAUAAAGAAGAUAAAAUAGUUUUUACAUACUUUUAAUCUUGGGAUUACUAUCAAAUAAGCUCCUCUACUUUUAAAAAUUUUAAUUAGAUCCCCCAACUAAAAUUUCGCUCAAACCUUUGAACUCAUUUUAAAAUGACAAUUCCCUCCUUUUGACCGGUAGCCUCCCAAAUCCCGGUCGAAUUGCACACGUGGCGCAUGAAAUGGCUUUUUUCCUUUUCUUUUUCUUUUUCUUUUUCUUAUUCAUUCCUUCUUCACUCCCCCUCGGUGUAGCACGGAAACUCUCGGGAAAGAGUAUGUUUCCCGUUUCGGAAACUCUCGGAAACUCUUUGAAAACUCUCCAAAUAAUCAUUUUUUGAGCAAAUGUUGACGUUUCUCGCUUCUCGUUUGCUCAUGAUUUUCACGUUUCCGUGCAACAUAGCUCCCCCUCCCUUCUCCUUCCCUGCGCACACGGCACACCUGCAAUUUUUUUCUUUCUUUUUCAUUCUCUUCUUUCCCUGCUUCUCCGACCUCGUUUCACCUCCUCACCUUCCUCCGCCUUCACUCCCGCUCUCUACUUCUUUGUCGUCGACUGGGGUGGGGGCUGAAUUGAAGCUCCAGCGGAUCUGGAAAUGGCCGGCCUGGAGGUCUCACAAAACACCAUCACCGACCCGGAAGCUUCAACGGACCACCUUCCCCGACUUCAAGGAUAUCGACUCAUGGGCAGGGGACAAGCGAUCUGCGGGAAGGAGGCGUCUGGCAGUCUGACGACGUGGGUUUUUCUCACGAAUCUCCGGCGACGUGAAGGACUGGACGACGACCGGUGGGUGAGAAUUGGGAGAAGAAAGGGAAAAAAAGGAGAGAAGAAAUGGUGGAUGGAAGAAAUGGAAGAAGGGGAAAGGGGGAGUUGAUCGAACUGAGAG